UUCAAGUAUCCCUUGUCCAUGGUGAACCAAGCCCUGGAAGUUUUUGGCCCAAACCUCCUUAUUGCAUAUGACAUUGGAUGUAAACUCUUGACCAUAAUUGCGACCAGUUCCUUGAGUUCAAAGUUUGCAGCAUCAAACUCUUACAUGUGUAUGGAUGUAUUUUAUGGAUAUAUGCACAAUUAUGCCUAUCAGGAUCAGAAUCACCCUAAUGUUAUCAAGGGCACUGGCCUCGAGGAUUUUGGCACCAUGGAAUAUAUUUUCAGUUUAUCUAACCACCUUGCUUCUGUCAUUCACUAUGCCUCUACCUACAAAGAUCGGUACCUGAAUCUCGGACAAAUGUUGUAUAGGAACUAUGUCUAG
Messenger RNA from Suillus paluster, 360 nucleotides. RefSeq lists its product as uncharacterized. The annotation marks the transcript as partial. The transcript has a single exon. NCBI's taxonomy places the organism in Eukaryota, Fungi, Basidiomycota, Agaricomycetes, Boletales, Suillaceae. The record is from RefSeq and is a predicted model, not a curated record.